Molecule: messenger RNA, 3465 nt
Organism: Bombus huntii
Lineage: Eukaryota; Metazoa; Arthropoda; Insecta; Hymenoptera; Apidae
Gene: CrebA
Product: cyclic AMP-responsive element-binding protein 3-like protein 2
Exons: 6
Coding region: 1096-2337 (413 amino acids)
Biological process (GO): regulation of transcription by RNA polymerase II
Molecular function (GO): cAMP response element binding; DNA-binding transcription factor activity, RNA polymerase II-specific
Source: RefSeq, a predicted model, not a curated record
UCUCAGUUGGCAACGCGACCGGUUGCUUCAACAUUUCUCCUUUAGAAACUGGAAACAGCUAGUUUGAAAAACCAAGAAAAUUUUCUACUUCGUAUUUCUCUUCGCUCGUAUUUCAUUUCCUCUCUGUCUCUUGGUUUAUUUUCUCUUUUUCAUUUUCUUUCCUCUCUUAAUCGAGUAAAAUCCAAUGAAAUAGAAUUUUUUCGCGGAUGGAACGAUUAGAAAAGAACGUUGGAAAAGUGUCGUGAAGCUGGGAGAAGAUAGUUUGAAAGACAAAGUUUCGUUCGUUUCUCUCCCUGUUUUUUCUUCCUUCGCUAUUUCUUGGUCGAGAAAAAAUAGCAGGGUCUUCUUUCCGAUCGAUAUCGUUUAAAAGAGCAUGUCGGAAAGACGUUGCCAUAACGAGCUACUUCAAAAGACGAAGAAAAUUUUGUAGUUCGCGUCUUUGUUUUAUUCCCACUGUUUCGUUUAUGGUCUUCGAUGUCCCAUGUUUCGAACGAAGUAAAGUGGAAGCAUAGGUGAAGAACAUAUAGUGAAUUCUUUGUGGUUGGAAGAGCACGUUGAAAAAGUGUCGCGAAGCUAGAGCCACGGUCCCAGAUUGUUGGUUGCUAAUUGUCUAGGGCAGAAUAAUUGUCUCGUUUCUGGAAAAUCACCGGCUUUGUUCUGCCGUCCGUUAGAGAAACGACCCAUAACGAGCGAGGAGAAAGAGCAAAAGCCGCGACGCGACUCAAAUGAAUUACGAUACGGAAGAACUUUGAAUAGAAUUGCGUCCGUGCCACGAUUGUUUGAACGUUCGUUGGAUUAAUCGUCUUCUUUUUAAUACCAGGACUAUCAAACCUAUUAAAAUGCGUUUCAGAUCCUUUACUUUAACAAACUUGUAACUUUUGCAUGACUUUCGUCUAUUCGUUUAUAUUCGAAGCAAUUUAUUUUAUUACAUACGUCUUUUUCACAAUUGCAAAGGCUAAAAAUCGAAAAUCUAUCAUCCUGACAAAUUUGCCGAUUCUAGCGUUGAAAGAUUGUCCACUGAACGCGACGAAGAAUGUGUAGGAAUACGAUCUAUCUGGCCGAAGACUUUUGCAGGGCCUCGGCCAGGAUGUUCUCAUGGGAGCCAAAGAGGAAGAAUGGGGCAACGCGUUAAACGUGCGAGAUAAAUCCUCGCUGGGAGUUGUGUUAAGGGAUCGUUUGAUGACGGAUGCCGCCCUCGGAGGUCCACGACCGAUCAAGUCCGAGCACAAUUAUAGUUUGUUGGCGUCGAGUCCUCCUCCAAGCCCCGCGACACCCGGUGCCAACCCCCAUACACCUAAUUCCGGAUCGUCCGCCGAUAGGGUUGGCGCUUCUCUUUCCACCACUAGUUCCUCCAUCGAUUCUACUAAUCUGGAUCAUCAUAAAUCGUUGGACAUUCGAAGCAGAAUCGAUGAUAUGGAGGAGGAGUGUUUCCCGGCGAUCUCAAUGAAUACCGCGUCGGGACGCGACGAGUUGCCUUCGUCGUCGUCCACGUCGUCUACCUCAACGAUUAUCCUAAAGAGAAGAAACAAUGUAGUACCUGAAGACGUGGAGUGUACAGAGAUCAAAGGUGAACCGAUCAGCGCGCCUAGCAGUCCUUCCGAGUCUUGUCAAACGUCUAUAACCGACGACAAAAACACGAUAACCAUGGUGUUUCCUCAGAGUCUCCAUUUUUCGAAGAACCACAUGUCGCAGACCAGUGAUAGCGAGGAGGAUGACGAGGAAUAUUAUCAGGGUAUGGAGGUAGAAGAGUACAACGGGGAGGCGAACGAUGAGAAACAGGCGGAUCUACGCGCGUCCAGGCAGGGCCUACCGCCAACGCCGCCGAGCAGCGCCAGCUCCGACAGCGAGGGCACCGCUUCCGCUUCCUGUUCGCCGGAACGCCGAGAUUCCCAGAGCUCCGCGCACGCACAGAAUCUCAGAGGCCUGCUCACGCCCAGACUUUACAUCACAAACGGCACGCACACCACCAGACAGCCGAUACACACACCCUUGAUUUCCUGUCAACCGAAAGGGUCGACGGGUGUGUUAACGUUGACUGAAGAGGAAAAGCGGACAUUGAUCGCGGAGGGAUAUCCAGUGCCUACGAAACUGCCUCUGACGAAACAAGAAGAGAAGUCCCUGAAGAAAGUCCGUAGGAAAAUUAAGAACAAGAUAUCAGCCCAGGAGUCGCGACGGAAGAAAAAGGAGUACAUGGACGGUCUAGAAAGACGCGUGACGAUGCUCACGAACGAGAACUCCUCCUACCGGGACCGACUAACAGCCUUAGAAGACACGAAUCGCGAACUACUGAAAGAGCUUCAACGUCUCCAAGCCCUUCUUCAACUACAAAACUCGUAGGCGCAACGUUUCGAAAUCACGUUGAACGUUAAACUACAAACCGACGAUUUGACUUAUUAUCAAGAAGACAUUAUAAUCGCGGUCAUAGUGGUCGGAAGGGCGAUUUCGCGAAGACUGGUGGCCAGAUAAAGGGCCUUAGAACGUGUUCCUGAUCGUCGAAUCACAAGUGUUUUACUUUUAUCUUCUAUGUAGUUUCCUUCGAUCCUUGGACAAUUUGUAAUUUUCUUCGAUUAUAAAAGGGAGAGAAGAAAACUUACGUUUCCUCGAUGGAUAUCUUUCAACGAAUGAUCCAUCGAGUUUUUAUGGGAUCAAAUGUUCUUGCGGACUAUUUCCCAAACAGACCAUUUUCCAAGGGAACAGUGCAAUUUCCUUUACAUUCCUGUGUAAAGUCUUCCUCGUGUAGCGGAUCGAGCGUCAGUCGAGUAGAACGAUUCGCGAUGAAAAUAUAUUCCUUGGAUACGCCUCGUCUUCCUGUUUUCCGUGGACAGGAGUCGGCGGAGGGUGCAAUUCUGCCGGGAGUGCCUUGAUUCGCUUAUCUUUCUUCCAUCGCGAACGACGAAUCGAAAACGAAUUUUAUUCUCUUUUCUCUUCUAUCAAAAGUGUUUCGUUACGUUUCUGUUAUUGUAUCGCACCUAAUGAAUCGAAUUCAUCGAAUUGUAACAUAUUGCAUAGAAAGCAUGUGGAGAAAGGCCGAUCGCUAUACGAUCUAAAUGUGUAAUACAUCGAGAGCUUGAAAUUCGAGUCAAAAAUCGUAAAGUUCACGCUCUAAAGUGACUAUAGAGAAGUUAUUCUACGUGUAAAAAUGAAUCGGGAAAGCAAGAAUAAAGUUUUUUCGUUAGAAUCUUCGUUGUUGAGAAAAUCGUAUUUGAAAAUUGAAGCGAGAUAUACGUGCGUUUAGUUGACUCUCGACAGGGCACGUGUCUAUCGACGAUUUUUUAGAAAACGAGACUUUAAAGGAAGAAUAUUAUUUUACAUUUUCGACUUAUUUUUACACGCAGACCCCAACCUUCAGAGCAAUGAUACCAUCUUCUUUCGAUUUAGAGUGAACUGAACAUACACAUAUCCGACCUAUUUUCAAACUCGAUUAUCUCGAAGACGAAAUGUUAAAUAAAAAAGAUUUAUUCUUUA